Prorocentrum cordatum is the source of this 993-nucleotide messenger RNA. Lineage: Eukaryota; Dinophyceae; Prorocentrales; Prorocentraceae. The record is from the annotation of a GenBank genome assembly.
CUCCACUCCACCUCCCCACGAAAGCGGGUGUGGCGCACGUUGUUGCACUCGAGCUCCGCUCAUGGCAAGCAAAAGGGCCAUAAGGGCCAUUGGCCCUGAGGCUAGCCAUCGCUUGCUCCCAGAGAGGAGAAGUCCGAGCCCGACGCGGCGGCGCCUCACGCAGCGGGUGGCGCCAGGUGCAGCGCGGGGGCCCUCUUGGGGCAUGCUGUUUGCUUGGGGCCCUCCAUGGGCUCCCGUGAUGACGGCCUCGCUCAGCCACCCCCCGUUCUGCGCGGCGCCAGGCGGAAGCGACCCGCCGCGCCCUACGCCGGCGAGCCACCCGAGGCAGGGUGGUACGACCGGGCCCCGGACCUGAACGCGGCGCGCGGCGCCGACGACGGCUUCACCGGCACAACAGGCUCCGAGGCCUCCGCGGUGGCGGCGUCUCCGCGGCACCGCUGCGCGCGGAGCGCCAGCGCCGCCGCGCCCGCCCACUUCGUCGGCUCGUCCGCGGGCCCGCCGUCGGGCUCCGCGGCGUCGGCGGGUGCGGCGCUGCUGCCCGCGGCAGGGGGCGCCGCCUGAGGCGCGGGCCGCGGCCGCGGCCAGAAGGCGGCGAGCUCCUCGUCGGUGAUCGGGGGGCGUGAUCGCACGCCGCCCUCGUUUAAGGCGCUGAGGGAGAAGCGCUGCGCCGGGCGCGGAGGCAUCACGGGUUGCAUCACGGGGCGGGCGGGGGGCUCCUCAAGCGAGGUCGCGGCCUGGUCGCCGCUGAAAAGACGGGCCGUGUGGCGCGCCUCCGCCAUCGCGGGGAACUGCACGCAAGCGGUCCAGUGCGGCGGAUGGCUGGGAUCGUGUACGCAGGGCACUGCCGGCCGAGCCAAACCGCUUGGAAGCUGCAACGGGAGAGCCUUGAGCCACAUUGGUUGCGGAAGAAGCCGACAUGAAGGUGACAGUCUUGGGGCUGCGCCCUCAAAGGCUGAGAGAAUCCAGAGCUUGGCGUGGACACGAAACGAUGCC